GAGAAUCUGCUUCCGGAUCAGAACAGGCCGCGAGAUGGGGAAGAUGGCGGCGGUCGUGGGCUCCGUGGUGACUCUGGCGACGGAGCCUGGGGAGGACGCCUUUCGGAAACUUUUCCGCUUCUACCGUCAGAGCCGGCCCUGGACCGCAGACCUGGGAGGGGUCAUCGACUUCUCGGCGGACCAUGCAGCUCAUGACACGGGUCCUGGUGCCCACAAGGUGGUCACAUCUCAGCUAAAUGUGUCUUCUGUCAGUGAACAUGAUGCACGUAGAGCAGGUCUUCAGCCCAUCAGCAAGUGGCAAGCCUAUGGACUCAAAGGCUAUCCUGGGUUUAUUUUUAUCCCAAACCCCUUCCUCCCAGGUUACCAGUGGCACUGGGUGAAACAGUGCCUUAAGUUAUAUUCCCAGAAACCUAAUGUAUGUAACCUGGACAAACACAUGACUAAAGAAGAGACCCAAGAUCUGUGGGAACAAAGCAAAGAGUUCCUGAGGUUUAAAGAAGCGAACAAGCGAAGACCCCGAAGUUUACUGGAGAAACUGCGUUGGGUGACCCUAGGCUACCAUUAUAACUGGGACAGUAAGAAAUACUCAGCAGAUCAUUACACACCUUUCCCUUCUGACCUGGCUUUCCUCUCAGAGCAAGUAGCCACUGCCUGUGGCUUUCAGGGUUUCCGAGCCGAAGCGGGGAUCCUCAAUUACUACCACCUGGACUCCACACUGGGCAUCCACGUAGACAGAUCGGAGCUAGAUCACUCCAAACCCUUGCUGUCAUUCAGCUUUGGACAGUCUGCCAUCUUUCUCCUGGGUGGUCUCCAAAGGGAUGAGGCCCCCACGGCCAUGUUUAUGCACAGUGGUGACAUCAUGAUAAUGUCCGGUUUCAGCCGCCUGUUGAACCACGCCGUCCCUCGUGUCCUUCCAAAUCCAGAGGGGGAAGGCCUGCCUCACUGCCUAGAGGCACCUCUCCCUGCUGUGCUCCCCAGAGAUUCCAUGAUAGAGCCCUGUUCUGUGGAGGACUGGCAGGUGUGUGCCAGCUACUUGAAGACUGCUCGUGUUAACAUGACUGUUCGACAGGUGCUGGCCACAGACCAGAAUUUCCCUUUAGAACCCAUUGAGGAUAAAAAAAGAGACAUCACUACAGGAAGCUUCUGCCAUCUGGAUGACCAGCACACCCAAGUAAAACGGGCCAGGAUAAACCCUGACAGCUGAGACUUGGAGAUCCCAUCCUUUUACUCAGGCACCUGCUUACCGUAAAUGACCAUAUUAUUAUGUAUUGCCAUGAACUUCAGCACCCAGGCAAGCCAAAAACAGAGACAGGGAAGAACUCAUCGUUGAUCACACUGUUGCCCUGGAACCCAUGCAGAAGUAAAUGCAUUAGCCACUUUGCUCAGAGAAGUGUUUGACAUGGUCUGAUCCUAGUUACGUGUUGCCUCUAAUGUACGUUGAGAAAUCAGUCCAAGGAGAUAUGUUCUUCCACAGCAGCCUUCUCAGCCUCUCCCAUUUCCAUUGAGGGAGGUAGAAGUGAGUUUCCGUGUCUACAGAGUCUUUAGAUACCUCAGAUUUUAUUAAUGGGAAAUAUAGCACCCCUCCCUCCACUGCAUCUGGUAAUUUAUGGUAAAAUUGUGGUUCCGUGAACCAUAUUAGUCUCAUCUUCCUAACUCCCUCAGUCAUCAAAUUCUUUGAUCUCUUUGAUCUUCUCUGGCUCUCACAGAAGAAUCCUUUACGCUUGAAAACAAUGGAACUGGAAAAUCUUGUCUCUUAGAAAAGAAGCUAAUCACAACUAUCUCUCUGGCCUAAAAAAUAUAUGUGAACCCAGGGCAAGAGGAAUUUAGUUUUUCCACUUGUCAUUUCGGUCUCCAAACUCCCUGUUGUCUUUUUAAUGCAAUUUUAAUUGUUGGAAUAAAAAAGUCCCAAGGGCCUUUUGUUACUGUUUUCUCCAUGAGUAAACUCACUUGAUUUUAAAUUAAA
Molecule: messenger RNA, 1963 nt
Organism: Cebus imitator (Panamanian white-faced capuchin)
Lineage: Eukaryota; Metazoa; Chordata; Mammalia; Primates; Cebidae
Gene: ALKBH1
Product: alkB homolog 1, histone H2A dioxygenase
Exons: 6
Coding region: 35-1204 (389 amino acids)
Biological process (GO): oxidative RNA demethylation
Cellular component (GO): cytoplasm; nucleus
Molecular function (GO): oxidative RNA demethylase activity; ferrous iron binding; broad specificity oxidative DNA demethylase activity
Source: RefSeq, a predicted model, not a curated record